AUGUUAGAAGUUCAAAAAGUUGUGAUCUUUGCAGAUUCACAUUGUUAUACUAAAUUGUUUCAAAAUGAAGAGUUUGAAAACUUUGUAGUUGUAAACAUUGAUACACUCACACCAUCAACAGAUUUGAAUGGUUUCUUUAAAAAUGAAAGGGAUGCUGCUUGUUUGUGUAUCUCAAAGAAUGAAAACUAUUACAAAAUAUUAAAUGGACAUUAUCAACCACUUAUAUCUAAAAUCUUGGCUACCCUUUCUUCUCUUGUUUGUAGAACCAAUCUAUCACUUUUUAUUGUGUUUGAAAAUAAAAGAAAAGAGGUAAAUCAAAAACAUGAUUUCAUGCAAGAGAUUGAAGAAAAGCAACCAAUCUUUAAAAACCUUGGUAGAUGCUAUGGAAUGGACUCAAUGUGGUUUGGAAUGGAUAAGGAAACUAUCAAAGAUAAAAUUUACGAUGGCAAACAGACUAAUUCAUUCCAAUGGCUUGACCCAUCGUCCAGUAGUAGCAGCAGGUCAUUAACCAACGCAAAGGUUAUAUUGUGUGCUUUAUUAUUCCUGUUUCUUGGUAUAGUCAAAGUACUUGUUGGUACUGGUCAACUCGGAAGUCCAGAUCUGGAUCGUAACUUAGCUCCCCGUUAUGAUCACGACAAAGUCCUACAGAUUCAGAAAUUUUUUGAAGAAAAGGAAAGACAGAUAACACUAUUUGAAGAGGAGAACCAAAGUUUGAUAAAACAAAUCAAUCUUUUAGUGGAGGAUCACAAAACAAAUUACCAAACAAUCUCUAGAUUAGAAUUUGAAAACAAAGAUUGUAAGAUUAAUUAUACUAAAAAAAUCUCUCAGUUGGAGAUUGCUGUCGAUCAACAAAUCUCUCAAUCACAUAAGGAAAUUGAAUUGUUGAAAGGUCAAAUCGUUCAAUUGAAACAAUCAAACAAAUGUUUAAAAGAAUACGAAAAGUAUUAA
This is a messenger RNA of Cavenderia fasciculata, 948 nucleotides long. RefSeq lists its product as uncharacterized. Bases 1 to 948 code for a protein of 315 amino acids. The transcript is spliced from 3 exons. The record is from RefSeq and is a predicted model, not a curated record. NCBI's taxonomy places the organism in Eukaryota, Evosea, Eumycetozoa, Acytosteliales, Cavenderiaceae.